Molecule: messenger RNA, 1164 nt
Organism: Micromonas pusilla CCMP1545
Lineage: Eukaryota; Viridiplantae; Chlorophyta; Mamiellophyceae; Mamiellales; Mamiellaceae
Exons: 2
Coding region: 1-1164 (387 amino acids)
Molecular function (GO): oxidoreductase activity, acting on the CH-OH group of donors, NAD or NADP as acceptor; NAD binding
Source: RefSeq, a predicted model, not a curated record
AUGCUCCGCUCCCAUAAGUUGCAACUGGACGAUGUACCUCCCACUGUGCGUGGCAUCGUCCGCUGCGGUGCUGGCACCAACAAUAUUCCUGUCAAAGAGAUGACUGAGCGAGGAAUACCAGUUUUCAACACGCCCGGUGCGAAUGCUAAUGCCGUAAAAGAACUUGUAAUUUGUGGUCUCCUUCUCGCUUCCCGCGGCAUUAUAGAGGGAAAUAAUCACGUCAACACCGUGAUUAAUACAGAGGAAGCUGGAGACUACGAAAGAGUGUCGAAGCGAAUUGAAGCUGAUAAGUCCAUGUUCGGUGGAAAAGAAAUUGAAGGAAAGACACUAGGUGUGAUUGGUCUUGGCGCCAUUGGCUCGCGUGUUGUAUCUGCUGCUCUUGCUCUUGGUAUGAAUGUCAUCGGCUAUGAUCCCGUGCUAUCUUUAGAUGCUGCCCUUCAGUUACCUGGUGACCGCAUGAGGCGUGUUACUGACCUUGAUGAUAUCUUUGCCGAGGCAGACUACAUUACUGUCCACGUUCCUUAUAUCAAAGGUGUUACCCAUCAUCUUAUUAACUCCGAAGCGCUCUCGAAGUGUAAAUCCAAUGUGCAUUUACUCAACUUCGCUCGUGGUGAGAUAAUUGAUGGUGCUGCUGUUCGUUCUGGAUAUGAUACAGGGUUAUUGACAGGAAAGUAUAUUUCGGAUUUCUCUGAUCCUGAUCUGAUGGGACACCCGCGCCACCUCGUGCUUCCGCAUCUGGGCGCCUCAACUGAUGAAGCAGAAGAAAAUUCAGCUGCUAUGGCUGCUCAGACGAUGAUGGACUUCCUUGAGACUGGCACUAUACGCAACUCUGUCAACUUUCCAACCACUAUUCUAGCCCCUCAAAAGAAUUCUUCUGGCGCCCGCCUCUGCAUAGUGAACCGCAACGAGCCUGGCGCUCUUGGAGAGAUCACGACAUUCCUUGGGUCUAGAGGUCUGAAUAUAUCGCAGCAGAUAAACACUUCCCGCGGGGAUAUUGCGUACACAGUCAUUGACUUCACCAAUCAACCAGAGGACGCUGAAGCAAUUCAGGCCGAACUCGCUAAAAACUGCAGUUUCAUAAUUUCUCUUCGUUUCCUUGGCAUGGUAUUCGCUGAUGAGCUUGGUGAACCGGGCACCUAUUUCUAUGUUUCAUGGGCCAAAUGA